Molecule: messenger RNA, 1041 nt
Organism: Trypanosoma rangeli
Lineage: Eukaryota; Euglenozoa; Kinetoplastea; Trypanosomatida; Trypanosomatidae
Product: surface protease GP63
Exons: 1
Coding region: 1-1041 (346 amino acids)
Biological process (GO): proteolysis; cell adhesion
Cellular component (GO): membrane; cytoplasm
Molecular function (GO): metalloendopeptidase activity
Source: RefSeq, a predicted model, not a curated record
AUGGAGGUGAAGAGUGUGGUGCGCACUCUCACCACUGGGGGCUAUGCGGCAAAGACGUGGACGGUGAUCUCCACGCUCACAAAGGAGAAGUCGCAGGAGCACUUCAACUGCAGCAGCCUUGAGGGCAUGCCCCUGAGGGACGAAUACGACGGUGUAUCACGGCUGCACUCACACUGGGGUCGGUGGCACGCGAGGGACAAACUGAUUGGCCCCACGGUUGCUACUGGUGCCGACUUCUACACCGCGCUGACGAUGGCUGCGUUUGAGGAUAUGGGCUUUUACAAGGCGAACUUCAGCAUGGCGGAGCCGAUGCGCUGGGGCAAAGACGUCGGAUGCGAGUUCGUCGAUGAAAAGCAGUGCAGGCCGGACGACCACACCAAGUUUCCCGCGAUGUUCUGUCAGAAGAACUACAGUGACACCAUGUCGUACUGCACAAGCGACCGCGUUGCCUUGGGCCAAUGCAGUUCUUCGUGGAACGACGAGUGCCUUUUCAUCCGCUCGUCACCUUUUGGUUCAUGCCGCAAUGAGGAAAACACGGCCCUGCACGGGAGCCGCCUGGACGCAGGCUCGUGGUGUCUCGAUGGGGAGUCGCUCAAGGUGAACGUGGAGACGUAUGGCCCGGAGCCCAGGGUGGUUGUGCUGUGGCCGCCGUAUGCGCGGAGGUGGCAUGUGCCAGGGGUUCGUUCAGGGUCCGUUACCUCGGCGACAGUGACUGGUACAACUGCCCUGAGGGCAGCUCUCUCUCACCUGCGGGCACGUCCGUUGACUUUGCGAGCGGCAAGAUCAGGUGCCCCAAGUGCGACGAGGUGUGCACCAUCACUCCCACCGGCAGGAGUCGUGUCACGCGCCACCCCAGCGACGAUGACGAGUUGGGCACUGGGGACGAUUACCCCUCGCAUGCACUGCACCGUGAGUCCCGACGUCAGCAAGGACUUCGUGAACGCAGGCGCCCCGAGCUGCUCCGCCCCGAAGGAACUGAGCCGAAGACGAAGUGGGAAAGAAAAGGACCAACGGGGGUGGAGAGAAAAAAGUGAGCGCUAA